Ogataea parapolymorpha DL-1 is the source of this 1191-nucleotide messenger RNA. RefSeq lists its product as uncharacterized. The coding region runs from base 1 to 1191 and encodes 396 amino acids. Gene Ontology annotation, biological process: retrograde transport, endosome to Golgi; phospholipid translocation. Gene Ontology annotation, cellular component: endosome; trans-Golgi network. The transcript has a single exon. The record is from RefSeq and is a predicted model, not a curated record. NCBI's taxonomy places the organism in Eukaryota, Fungi, Ascomycota, Pichiomycetes, Pichiales, Pichiaceae.
AUGGCCUACCUCACACUGCCGCCGGAGUUUGUUCCGGAAGCGAAAACCGUCAUCAAUUGGGUCAUGUCGUUCACGCCGCUGGUGUCGUACGGAACGACCUUGCUCAGCAUCCGCCGCAAAAAAUCCUCCAAGGGUUUUUCUAUAGACAUCUGUGCGACGAUGCUCAUUGCAUCAACACUUCGGAUCUUCUACUACAUCAACGAGCCGUUCGAGAUCAGUCUUCUUAGACAGUGUUUUGUCAUGAUCUUCAUACACGUCCUCUUGCUGAGGGUGGCCAUCAAAUACAGAGACCCUGCCGAGACGGCGUAUCUGCGGUACGAGGAAUCAUGGCCCGAGUUUUUCAGGUCGGCGUGGAACGCUGCCUGGAAUCCCACGGACGAGGGUUCUGUUUAUGGCGACCCUUUAGAAAAAGCCUCGAACGCGGCUGUGCAAUACGUCAGACGGGUAUCUGACUUUUGCGGCCGGCUUUUCCUCCGGUUACUGUUUCUGUACGACGCCCGCUACAUCAGGCCGUUCAGGUUCUGGCAGUGGGACGGGUAUUCGCAAUACAUGCAGUUCCUCGGGGGCUUAGUGCUAAGCUUGACUGCGGUCCAGCUCGUAUUUGGCAAGACCGAGUGGCUGGGGCUGGUGUUUGCAUCCUGCUCGUUUCUAAUAGAGAGCACGUUGCCGCUGCCGCAGAUCCUGCUAUUUCAGCGGUCGAGAACCGUGGAAAACUUCAAAACCAUACUUCUGCUCAGUUGGCUGGGUGGAGACCUCACGAAAAUCAGCUACCUGGUGUACGGCACAGAUAACGUGGGUUUUAUUUUCGUGGCUGCUGCUGUCUUCCAGAUGAGUCUGAAUUUGGUCAUCACAUACCAGUUCUUCUACUUCAAACACAUGGACACGGUUAAUUCGCGGCAGGUGAUUCCGCUAAGCCACGCCAAAGAGGAGAUCCCGAUGGAAGAGUUCCGUGCUCCAGCCACAUUUUCUGCCUCGUCGAGCCGCGGCCCAUUUUCUCCGAUCUCAUCGUCGCAGUUCCCGUCUCCGGCCACCACGCCGAUCCUGAACCCCAAAAUCGACCAUACGCGUUCCAGAUCAAGCACAUUCAACGAGCAUGAAGCGAAAAUCAACAAAAGUCUGCGCAAGGCGAGCCUGAGCAGCAGCGUCAACCUGGAGACGAUGAAGGAGCAGAGUAGCAAACUAAAUUAUUAA